GUCUCGUUAAAUCAGUGCAUUGUGAAUUAUUUUGCAGUUUGAAUUUUCCUGCAUGUUACUGUGACACACGGCUGUAAUUUAACUCUUAUAAACCCAUAUUACUCUCAAGACUGAUCGGAUUAUGAUUCUGUUGACUUGCGUAAUUACGCAUGGUAAUACAUGUAGCUACUACGCACGGGCGGGGCGGGGUCGCCUCCAGCUGCGGUGGUCCAAGGGGUUGAUGCUGAUGGAUCCAGCUUGACAGAACAAGGUUAUCCGCCAGGAGAGUGUCCGUCCAUUUUCUUCACCCGCUUCUCACUCACAGUAGCAGUAGCACCCCGCCCGUUCGCCGCUCGCUCGCGCCACGGAGCGCGUCUCGAGGCAGAGGCGCAGGACGAGUCCAGGUUGCCGCGCCCAACAUAACACGGGAUGCGACAGACUCCUGCAGCUGGGCUGGGAUGCAGAAGCAGGAACACAAAUGAUGUCGUUUGGAGGAAACAUCGUCUUUCUUGCACUUUGCUGAGACGAGAAACGCGAAGAAUCUAGAGGAGGAGGUUUUUAUUUGCCGCACAACACCGGAGUUGAUGGAACAGGAAAAGUCAUUUGCAUGGAUCUAAUUAGCCUUUACUGAUCAUUCGCGUGUUAACUUUUACCUUAAUGUGAAUCUGGGAAAACCGUGUGUGUUCUUUGCGAUGCACCUCAUUCGAGUGUUUCUCUAACGUCUUCAGCACACUGAAGCUGUGAAGAUGCAGAUGCUGCUGCUUUUAAGGACGAUCUUUUUCAUUGCAGGUUGUCCACACGUUUUGUUGCACGGAGAAAACCGUCAUGCACACACCAAAGAACCAGUCACUCUUAGGAGCCUUCGUGAUGCCAAACCCAGUGCCACACACCCUGCGAGACAUCAAGCCGCAGGUACACCUGCCUUCAACAUCAGACAGACUUCAGAAGACAACACUAACUUGCCUGAACAUCUGAUGCUGCUUUUGGAGAGCGGAGGUAAGCGGUAUGGAUACAGACAUCUCUUGUCGAACAGAACACACACAGUCACGGACAGAGGCACAAAGCUGCAUAAGCCCUUGCGGCGACAUAAAAGGAAAAAGUUGAAUGCUGGGAUGCCUGCUACCAUGGGAACAGUAAGUGGACACAAUAACUCUAAGCCGUAUUCAACAAGCAAGCGAGGAAGAAACCACAGACGCAAACGAGGCACAAAGGAACACCACAAGAAAGUGUUUAAGAGCUUGAAAAGGGGCCGGAAUAAAAGCGCUGUCCCACUGACACCAGUUGAAACUUAUUAUAACGCCCUGACAUCCUCUUUAUCCAUGUGGGAACCGAUGCCUAAGCCUCUAGCUCUCACCUCCACAGAUUUCCCAUUCGAUCUCACCAGAUAUGCUGAGUUCCACACCAAACCGAUAGACGACCCGUGGGACGCCACGCCAAUGACACCUCCAUACGCCGAGGAUGAGGAGAGCGAAAUCUUCCCCAAUCCUUUCUACCCCGUCACUAGCGAGACGUACGGGGCGUAUGCAAUCACCAUCAUUUCCGUCCUCAUUUUCACUGUUGGAAUAACAGGGAACAUAGCAAUAAUGUGUGUGGUGUGCCAUAACUACUACAUGAGGAGCAUCUCAAAUGCUCUUCUGGCCAACCUGGCCAUCUGGGACUUUGCACUGCUCUUGUUUUGCCUGCCACUCGUGGUGUUUCACGAACUCACAAAGACCUGGCUGCUGGGCCAGUUCACCUGUAAAGUCAUACCCUAUAUUGAGGUGGCGUCUCUGGGUGUGACCACCUUCACCCUCUGUGCGCUCUGCAUCGACCGUUUCCGUGCCGCGUCCAACGUCCAGAUGUACUACGAGAUGAUCGAGAACUGCACCUCCACCGCCGCCAAGCUGGCCGUCAUCUGGAUCGGUGCCUUACUCCUCGCCCUCCCCGAGCUCCUGAUCCGCCAGCUGGUGUCUGAAAACGGCGACGGCACGCUAGACGACCCGGCGUCUGAACGCUGCCUGAUUCGCAUCUCCACUUCCCUCCCCGACACGCUGUACGUCCUGGGCCUGACCUAUGAAGGUGCGCGUCUCUGGUGGUGCUUCGGCUGCUACUUCUGCCUGCCGACGCUCUUCACCAUCGGCUGCUCGGUGGCGACCGCUCGACGCAUCCGUCGCGCCGAACGCGGCUGUGCUAGAGGCAACAAGAAGCAAAUCCGCUUGGAAAGCCAAAUGAACUGCACCGUGGUCGCGCUGGCGAUCGUAUACGGUGCAUGCGUGGUUCCCGACAACGUGUGCAAUAUUGUUUCAGCGUACAUGGCGGCCGGGGUCCCGCAGAGCACCAUGGCACUGUUGCAUCUGCUCAGUCAGCUGCUGUUGUUCCUGCGCGCGACAGUCACACCGGUGCUUCUUCUGUGCCUCUGCAGACCCUUCGGUCGAGCCUUUCUGGAGUGCUGCUGCUGCUGCUGUGCAGAGGCGUGUGGGAUCGCAGCCCACUCUUCGGCCACAGCCAGCGACGACAACGAGCACGAGUGCACGACAGAACUGGAGCUGUCGCCGUUCAGCACUAUACGCCGAGAGAUGUCCAGCUACACAGCUACUGGAUCCCACUGCUGAGUGAACGUCUGUGGAUUCGAGUGCCAACUGUACUGUACUGUACUUACUGUGUAAAUACUUUGACCUCGACCGGUAUGUUGCUCUUUUAAAGAAGAUAAUGUAGACUGAAAAUGGUCUAAGUACUUUUUUUCGUUUAAUUGUCCUUAAUAUAUAUAAAUAUAUACUGUACUGUAUAUAUACACUGAACUAGUGACUGCUUUAAUUUUGCAGUUUUUUUGCACUGCCAAACACUUUAGAUUUCUCUUCAAUCUGUUUUUUCGCACUUGCAUCGCGUCUACACUGGAGGCAAACGACAUUGCUUUACUCCGCUUUAAACUGAGUCUGUCAAACCUGAUCUCACGGCAAUUCGUACAUAUUUUACAAGGUGGCUUAUUCGUACGAAUUCGUGCGACCACACUCGUACAAUUUCAU
Messenger RNA from Carassius auratus (goldfish), 2981 nucleotides. Its product is annotated as prosaposin receptor GPR37-like. The transcript is spliced from 2 exons. Gene Ontology annotation, biological process: positive regulation of MAPK cascade; adenylate cyclase-inhibiting G protein-coupled receptor signaling pathway. The record is from RefSeq and is a predicted model, not a curated record. The coding region runs from base 726 to 2570 and encodes 614 amino acids. Gene Ontology annotation, molecular function: G protein-coupled peptide receptor activity; prosaposin receptor activity. NCBI's taxonomy places the organism in Eukaryota, Metazoa, Chordata, Actinopteri, Cypriniformes, Cyprinidae. Gene Ontology annotation, cellular component: plasma membrane; signaling receptor complex.